Molecule: messenger RNA, 9752 nt
Organism: Xyrauchen texanus (razorback sucker)
Lineage: Eukaryota; Metazoa; Chordata; Actinopteri; Cypriniformes; Catostomidae
Product: phosphatidylinositol-binding clathrin assembly protein-like
Exons: 20
Coding region: 1275-3161 (628 amino acids)
Biological process (GO): synaptic vesicle budding from presynaptic endocytic zone membrane; clathrin-dependent endocytosis; clathrin coat assembly
Cellular component (GO): clathrin-coated pit; synaptic vesicle; extrinsic component of presynaptic endocytic zone membrane
Molecular function (GO): SNARE binding; 1-phosphatidylinositol binding; clathrin heavy chain binding
Source: RefSeq, a predicted model, not a curated record
CAGCGCAUUCUUCACUAAACCGGAAUAACAUAGAGCUGACAGGACGAACCACAACCACAGAGACAGUAACAGACAGGGGGUUUACUGCCACUCUACCCUUCAAUUAGUCCCGAAAAACUCGACGUCUCUCGGUUUCUCUACGGAGUCGUGUUUGCGGUCUAAUCGGAGACUUUAAGAGGGGCGGAAGGCUAGAGUACCAGGCAUCCGGUUAGACGCGCUGGCUUUCCGGGCUGGAGUCCAACUUGAGUCGGACACUUUCAGAUAUCCACGUCGUGAUGCGCACUGGACUUUUUUUUAACAAAAAUAACCGCUUUUUUUAAGACUGUGUGUUACAUACGAAAAGCUGGUAACUCUUAGACUUGAGCAGGAUUGUUUUUUGUUAAUAAUUGUUAAAUAUAAGUAAGCUGGAACAGUAAUUUAGACUCCGAUGUGAUUUAUCUACUCAGCUGGCUGGGCAGAUUGUUUGUUUACGGAUCACAUCCGUCAACUAAAAGUUAGGUUGCAUAAUUUGAAAAGCAGUUUCGUUUUGUUACCAGUGUAAUUACAUUUUUGAGUCUAGCCAGCUUUUAUGCGAUCAGAAUGGUUUUGUUUUGCCAAGUCUGAUAGGUUUUGGUUUGUACGCAUAUGCAUAUACUUGCUAGCAAACUUGCCUGAGUUUUGGACAGGUUAGAUCUUAGUGCUAGUAGUUUUAUAAAAGGAGGAAACCCCGCAGAACGUAUUUGUUCAUCUGAUCUCAAGCCAGUCUGCUGUGGCUUCCUAUAUCUGGCUAGUUUUCUAUUGAUAGGUCUGUAUUGGCGAGGCUCAAGCUGGCUGACAGGUGAUAUUUUCUUUCUGAAUCCUCUGAGCUGACUGAUAGCUAUGACAUUUUCCAACAGUUGGUUUGUGUCUUCAGACUUCAAUUUUUUCAGUUCCUACACUUGGUGCCAAUGCUGUAUCAGUAAUAUUAGCUAACAUAAGCUCAGCUUACACCAAAAAAUAGAUACAGUAUAUCAGUUGAGACUGCAUUUUUACUAGUUAGGGAAUUUUUUCUUUCUUUUUUUUCUACAAGUAUAUGAAUUAGUGCCAAUUGACUUGGUAGCUGGUUCAAAACUUAUGAAACUCUGAGAGAUAAGUCAUAUAACAGUUUGUAUCAAGUAAGUUCAUUAACCCAAUUAAGUUUAUUUUUUGUCAAAUCAUUAGCUCAUAUACUAGUUCCUGGAAAUACACACAUUGGCUGCAAGACCAGGUCAAGUUUAGUGGCAAUUAGCAAUUUUUUUUCUUGCAACUGACUAAAGAUGUCAGGACAGUCUAUCACGGAUCGCAUAGCGGCGGCCCAGCACAGCGUGACUGGAUCAGCCAUCAGCAAAGCCAUCUGCAAGGCCACAACGCAUGAAGUCAGUGGACCCAAAAAGAAACACCUUGAUUAUUUGAUCCACUGCACUAAUGAGAUGAAUGUGAAUGUGCCCCAGCUGGCAGACACUCUGUUUGAGAGAACCACCAACAGCAGUUGGGUCGUGGUCUUCAAAGCUCUCAUCACAACACACCAUCUAAUGAUGUACGGAAAUGAGCGUUUCAUUCAGUAUCUGGCUUCAAGAAACACUCUCUUCAAUUUAAACAAUUUCCUUGAUAAAGGUGCAUUGCAAGGCUAUGAUAUGUCCACAUUCAUCAGACGGUACAGCAGAUAUCUGAAUGAGAAAGCCCUUUCCUAUAGAUUAGUGGCCGUGGACUUCACCAAGAUGAAGAGAGGUAUUGAUGGUGUCAUGCGCACCAUGAACACAGAGAAGCUAAUCAAAACGCUGCCUAUCAUUCAAAACCAGCUGGAUGCACUGCUGGACUUCCAGGCCAAUCCAAACGAGCUGACUAACGGUGUGAUCAACACUGCCUUCAUGCUGCUCUUCAAAGACUCUAUCCGUCUGUUUGCUGCCUAUAAUGAGGGCGUUAUCAACCUGCUCGAAAAAUAUUUUGAUAUGAAGAAAAACCAGUGUAAAGACGCUUUGGACAUCUACAAGAAAUUUCUGUGCCGGAUGACCAAGCUGUCAGAGUUUCUCAAAGUGGCUGAGCAAGUUGGGAUUGAUCAGGGUGACAUCCCAGAUCUCACUCAGGCUCCCAGCAGUCUCCUAGAGGCUCUUGAGCAGCACCUGGCCUCUCUGGAGGGAAAGAAGACCAAGGAGCUCUCUGCUGACAGCAGAGCUAAUACUCUGUCCAAUGCUGUGUCAUCCUUGUCCAACACUGGGAUGUCCUUCAGCAGGAUGGACGAGAAGGAGAAACAACAGGCCCUAGAGGAGGAGCAAGCUCGUCUGCAGGCGCUCAAGGACCAGCGUCUGAAGGAGAUUGGCAUACAUACCCCCUCUGCUUCGCCCAGCACACAGUCUAUGGGCAGUGCCAACAACCAUACCUUGGGCAUGGACCUAUUCACCAACACCACAAGCUUACCCUCCAAUAACAGCAUGCCAAACCUUACCAGUGACCUGUUUGACCUCCAGCCUGCUUUCAUCCCUGCUGUGCAGAGCACUCCUAUCUCUACCACUGGCAGUGCCUGGGGAGGUCUAGAGAGCAGCACUCUUCACCCCAUGGCUUCCAUGACCACCAUGAAUGUAGAUUUUGAUGCUGUUUUUGGGACUAAAGCUUCCAAUAGUGACGAGAAGCCUUCAGCUGGUUAUGAUGCAGCAGGAGACUUGUUGAAGCCCACGAUGACAGUUCACAGUCAGGCUCCUAUAAUGCCCCCUCAUACAGGCAGUAAACUGCUGGCUAAUGACCUCGACUCCUCUUUGGCCAACCUCGUAGGCAACCUGCAGUUUGGGGGAACACUGGGCAGAAAGUCUGAUAUGCAUUGGACUCAACCUGGAGAGAAGAAGUUAACCGGUGGCACCAACUGGCAGUCAAAGACCAUGAGCAGCACCACUGCCUGGAACCCCAACCCCCUGCCACCUGCUGCCAUGCCACCUGCCGCCAUGCCCGUGCCCCACAUGACUGGAAUGUUCUAUACUGGUUAUCAGGCUCCCGCUCCCAUGGCAUUUCCCAUAACACCUCAAGUGCCUGUGUAUGGAAUGGUCCCUCCUCAGCUGGGACAGAUGGGAGGCAUCCCAGUGAUGACCCAGCAGCCCAUGCUGUACAACCAGCCUGUUCUCAGACCCACUAACCCCUUCACCUCCAUCCCCGGAGCCCAGAUGCAGUUCAUGUAGUACUUCAGCAGAUUGCCAAACAAGACGGCUCAAAGGAACACAGUGAGAAGAGGAUCCAACUAUCACCAAAUAAAAGGGAGAGAGAGACAGAGGGCAUAUGAAUAGGAAUGUGUUUUUGUCAAGAAUGCUUACCUCAUUGUCUGAAAUGGCUCACCCAACACACACUUAUUACGUACACCAAACGAGUGUUUCAUUUUUCCUCUCUGGAGGUUCAUUUCUUUCCUGGGGCACUGUAUCUACUGACAGGUGAUUUAUCAUAGGAAUUGUAUUAAUACAUUUUAUUGCUUGUAUUAAAUUACCAUUCACAAAGAACUUUUUCUUGACAAUUAGUAUGAAUUAGAUAUGAAGCUCAGCACAGUUGACUUCGAUUUACCAUCACAUUUUACUCUGUUUUCUAAGAUACCUGUGCUGUUUUAAUUACAAAGAUGGGUAUUUCAACAUAGAAAACGCCCUUAACCUGCACAGGCCAAAACGGUAUGUGUAGAUUUUUAGAUCAUACAUGUCACAUAUGUUUAAAUGGCUCAUUUAUGCAAUGCCCAGUACAAGGAAAGAAUUUGUGAUACCUUAAAUAAGGUGCUCCGCAUCCCUAAGCAAUUUACACAUGCAUUUUGGGUAAAAUAGAAAAAAUAUUGAGCUGGUCUCUGAUAUCUAGAACAUUAUUAGUAAAAAGUUACAUCUCGCUGUUACUGAUGGCUUCUGUUGUAAAUGGUCAGUCAAUUAUUUUGUUUAUAUUGGGUUGGGAGUUGCUGUUUCAGACAUGGUGGUCUUGCGCGCACACACACACACACACACACACACACACUUUAGCGUAGCUUCAGACUGGAUGUGCUACGGACAUGAAGAGCCCCCCCCUCACUUGUCUCCCAUGUUCUGUCACUCCCAGGACACUGAUAAACAUAUCUGCUCCUGUUCUGCUGUGUGUUAAUCAAACAUGUCAUGUAUUUAAAACUACAAUUCUCACUCUGAGGUCACUCCUACCUCUACCACCCAGAGAGGCUGGGAGAGAGUGAAAGAAGCAUUGGAGGAGGGUACAGGGCAGGGGUCGGCAACCUUUUUUCACAUGAAGUGCCAAUUUUAAUUUUCCUUGUUAAUCACUGUGCCAAACACCCCCCAUGUAUGCAUAUAUCUGGACUAAAUGUAUAACAUAACGUGUGUUUCAAAAGUCCAAGUCCAAUUGUGAAAAAUUUGUUAUUCUAUUUUUAUUAUAAAUUAUAUUGUCGGCAUAACAGUUCGAGUGAAACGUUUAAUUGUACACUUCACAUAAAUUCCAGAGUUUCUUAAUUUGACACGUCCUCCAUCAGCUUUAUGACUUGCACUUGCAUAUAAUUAGAGUUUACAUGAAUGAAACCUGAUGAUCAUGUUAGAGUAUUCCAACAAUCAUUUGUGUGUCCUAUGGAAGAAAGAAAACAUCAUGUGUCGCAAAAAGGAACUAAUAGAACAAGAAAAUGGCUGUCAUCUGUUCUAAGCGAAACAAAGCAGAUAUGUUUACUUUCAUGACUCAACGAAAAUUACUGGAAUUAUGACAAAAGAUUACAACAAGCAGUAGAAGGCGAGGGACUUCAUAUAAAUAAAAUGCAUACUUUUCUCUUUUGCUGUUGAUCGGCACACAUGCCCUUGGUUGCCGACCCCUGAUACAGGGCAUCUGACCCUAUUGAAUAAACAAUUUCGAUAUUAGGGUGUGUUUAUUUGUUUUAAGCAUAUUUUUUCUGUAAGCAUGUUACUUUUAAAAUGUCUAGAUUGGUAUGAUAAUCAUGGGCUGUUUUACAUUGCCAAAAUAUGUAGCCUGCAUAAAUGAUUGAAUUGUUGAAAUGCCACAAGCUAGCCACUGAAAUCACAGUACAGCAUUUAGUUGUUUUUUUUUUUCUCAGAGGAAUGCACUUAUCUUUGUUUAAUGACAUUUGAUCCAAAAUCAAUAGUUUAAAAUUAGUUUUGUGCAGCUCCUUAAUGUGGAGUGCCGUAAACAGGGUGUCUUUAUUUUGCUUCUGCAGCCAAAGCAUUUUCUGUCCUCCUGAAAUCCCUUUUACCCUUUAUAAAGCAGGUGUGCACUCCAGCCUUCACAUCAUCUCGUAAUACCCAGUACUUCCAUAAAGUGUUAAGUGAUAUUGAUUAGGAUUUUUUAUGCAUGGAUUGAACAGAAGUGUGGCCGCUGGUUGUGUGGCGUUACAUGUGGUUUAUUUUGCAUCUUCAAAAAGUCUUUCUUUUAUUCAUCCAUUUCCCUCUGGCCAAGGAGAGAAGAGUCUGUAUGCCAAAUGAAGAAGCCCCCUGUAGCACCGUUGUCUGUUUAUCCAUUUAUAAAAUGCACUAUUCAAUACUUAUCUCAUCAAUCAUGUGUGAGAGCAGUUUGAAAGAAUGUUUUGGGUUCAAUACAAGUUAAAGGUGCUGUAAGCAAUUUUAUUUUUUUUAUGGAAUGGUAUGCAGAAAAUAUUUCUUAUCCUUAAAGGUUAUCACUGAAAUAAGUGUCCUGGGAUAUCUCACCGGUCUGUGUGAGAGCAAUAGACUGUUUAAACUGCAAAAAAAUUUGGCUGUGGACAUGUUCUUUGAUCAGCCAAUCAGAAAGCUUUGUAAACGUGCUUUCUGCCUGUCAGUCAUUUUGCACAUUCCCAUAGUGUUCUAGUUGAAGUGGAACAUUAAGGUUGAAUUUCAGAUUCGUAAAAGUUGUCAGCUGAGGAUGCUAUUUUGCUGCUGUUGUGUUUGACAACACUUAGAAGACGCACUGAUCUACCGUUCAGUCUCAACACUGUCUUUGGAGGGCGGUGUUUUGAAAGGGGUUGUGUUCAAUUCAAUGGCUCAGUCUCGUUGAUGUUCCAAAUGGCUAAAAUAGCUUACAGCUACUUUUAGCUCAGUCAACAACAUUUGUUUCAUAAUGUUGAUUUACCACAAAAAUUAUUUAAGCCCACCCCUCAUUUAUUUGAAAAAAGAAAUAACUGCCUUUAGCUUUGUUAAUGGUGUGCAUUAAUUGUGGCAUUGUUUCGACAACCUUAUGCAACAUCACAUUUAUUUCUGUCCAGAGUUUUAAUAAUGCUUUGGACAGCUCUUACCCCAAUUCCAGUGAUUUCAGCAAUCUUCUUGGUUGUAUUCUUUGCUUGAUGCAGGACAAGUUGCCACUUUUGAAAUACAGUAACAUAUUUUCCAGGACAUGGGAUAUGUCUUCCGACAUGGUUGUUUAAGAAAUGAGAAGCUACACACUGCAUCAGUUGGGGUUAAAAUUAUUGUUGCCAGCUGAAACAUAUUAAUCACUGCAAUAAAGAUACAAUAAGAGGCUCAUUUAAAUCCAAAUGGCAACUUUUAUGGCAGUGUACAUGUUAACAUGAUUUUACUGUGAAAAUAAAUCACUUGCACACCUUAUCUGUAUAAAGUUAUAGAAUUACAAGUUUUUGUUGUUAUUACCACAAAUUUGAAUUUUAAAUAUUGGAUAAAAUUUACAUAGAAAAUGUUAGCAGCUUUAUCACAAAAUAAAUGUUAACACAUGUUAACACAUGUUAACUUGUGGCUACAAUUUUGAGGCAAAGUUUAUUUUAUCAUUUAUAUUCUGGCCCCAUUCACUUCCAUUGUAACUAAUGUAUUAUUAUUAGUUUUAAACUAACGAGGGGCAAGUUAAAAAAAUUUUGUUGUUGUAAUUAACAUUGUCACAAAUGCUUUUGGUUGAUCUUAACUUACAUUGAACCCAGAAAAUUCCUUUAAAAACUAGAAAAGACAUUUAAAUGGACAGAAUGAAUGUGACAGAGUGACCUCCUGCCCGCUCUUUAUCAGAAACUGUGUUUAUUUCUCUCUCUUUCUCUGUGGUUGAUUAGUUAUUGAGCGACAUUUAACAAGCUUUUACAUUUAUUCUACGUUUAGCGCCAUCAGGGGUCCAAGAGACUCCGAAUUGAAUAAGUUGUUUUUAUGCAGGCUUAGUGUUGAUGUACUCCUUGGGUUUACAAGGUAAAAGGGCGCUGGAGAGAGAGAGAUGUUUGUUAAUUAGGAUCUGUUCUAUUAUCACUGGAGGGCUCGCUUGUGUGCAUGAGCACGAGAAAGUAAAAGUCUUAUUGUGUGCAUCAGUGAGAGUGAAAGAUCUUGAGACAUGCAAGGGUGCUAUCAUGAGCCUUGGUAUCCAUGGUAAUCUUCUGUUUCAAUUCUUUGUGGCACAGGUUGAUAAGCACAGCUUUUUUUUGGUUUCUUUUUGAAGCAUUAUUAAAACCUUCCCUUAGUGUAGACUGUCUAUUAAGAUGUAUUUUAAGCGCGGUUUCUUUGGCAACCACAGAGAUGUAUCGAUUCUUGGAUAACCUGUAGUCUUGUUGACUUGUUUAAUUGGCAAUGGGUCUUUUAACCAAUGGUCACUUAAGCCUUUUUUCUCGGUUUUACUCUGCUGUAAGGAAUACGCUGUCAACUGCUCCAUCUUGUGGUCUUUGUUUGCUUAACAAUUGAAUGUGUGUCCCUUUAUGUAGACAGUUGUUGGGAUCUGACCCAAGUCUUUGUUUGACUGGCGUUUAUGGGGCCGUUGUGCACACAAAGCAAAUUACUAACUUUAUCAGACUGUUUUAGAGCAGUCAGCCAUGCUGAAGAAGAGCUAACAUACUUCUAGACUGUUUACCCUGACUUUAAACGUCUAGGCUCUACCCAUUUACUGGCCUGGAAUUCUCCCCUCUGCAUUGGCUUUUCAGAAUGGUUGUGUCAGUAUGUACAGCCAUCCUGGACCUCUAGUGGAGAAGGGAUGCUUGGUGUAAUAAGUUGGUGUUCAGGGUCCUUUUCAUCUUCACGCUGACUUGGGUAGCCGUCUGGCUUCUCUGACAAGAUAUGCAUGCUUUUGUUGGCUAUUUGUCUGCUCCGUCAUGUGUUCCGUGGGUGUUGCUGCACAUAAUUCAUAUUUUUGUCCUUUUAUUUUUCUGUACCAGCAUUUUAAUUUUAAAAUCUGUAUUCAAUACAAGCAUAUUCAUCCCCAAGGGAGGAAGGCUGCAUUUUUUUUUUUCAUUAGUCACCAAAUGCCAAAAUAAACAGCAAACUCUGUUUAUGCUGAUUUCCCCACUGUACAAUUGUUUUAUUUAUUUAUGCAGACCAUAAGAAUUCUAUUCAGCUUUGGUGAAAAUGCAUAAAUAAUGGGAUUGUUUCAUUGUGUCUUCAUUUUUGUCUUGCUUUCAUUGACAUAAAUAAAGUAAUUUUUCAUUCCUAAGUUGUUAUGUGAAUUUAGUUUUAUUGUCUGCCAUAUGUGACAUCUGAUUCAUCUCACCUGUUUGACCCCAGAGUAAAUCACAAGCAAGAAGGUCGUCGUUUUAUAUGGUUGUUCAUUUUGGCUGUUUGGAUGGCUUGUUCUUUGUUUACUUCUCUUGCCUCUUGAAAUUGCACUUCAUGCCUUCUCAUGGCCCAUUAUGCAGGUUUUUUUUUUUUUUUUUAAUGAAUGCACGUUUUAAAUACCUGGUCAAAUUUGUGCAGUGCUGUGUUGUAUUUCCAUGUCUUUCAGUGGGAGUUGAAUCUAUUGCACGGGUUCACUGCAACAGGAAUCUACCUGAUUAUUACUUCGUAGCAUUUUUUGAGAUGGACUCAACCAGGAACAAUCAACCAAUGUUUGUGUAUCAUCUGUUAUUAGACCUUGUGUAAUUAAAACAAACAGGAACUGUAGCUAGUUGUAAUGUACGGAAAGUGACACUGUGCGAAAAUAAGUUGCACUUCGUGGGCCUUUUUCCCCACUUUGUAGCAAGUCGCACCAAGCCAAACUGUUAUUUGGCUGUGCCUUCCAUACAUGAUGAAAUUAUCCUCAUGGUCUCUAGAGACCUGUAUGGUCACAUAAAUAUAACACUUUUAACACACACAAAAGAAAAUAUGUGGCCAGACUGAUUUCAACCUGAUUUCAUUAGUUACCAAGUAACUAAAUCCAAUGUACAGAUUAUUUAUCCCUUGGCUCUGCACACUUCUGAAGGACACUGUGUGACGUGAAGUAUAUUCUUCACACUAUCUCUUGUUUAAGCUUAGCCAUGGAGCAGGCACAUCCUUGCUUUCCUAUCAAAUAUUUAAUGUUGGGGAAAAGGUAUCAGAUGUGAUUGCUGUGGCACUCGUGCAUUAUCUCUCUAAAGUCUUGAUGGUGAAAACAUGUAAUCUGUAACUAAAUCCAUUCAUCUUUCAUGUUAAACUGCCUUUGUUUUUUCCCUGUGCACUUCUUGAAACCUGCAGCACUGGUUGAAGUUAAUGAUCUUAUGAUGCCAGUCUCUCCUGAACUCUCUUUUGUAAGCUUGCAAUGAGAUGUUCAACCCAGGACCAAGAAAUGUCAUGGAUUGAACGCUGUUUUUCUUGCAUGUUUUUGUAUCUGACAUGCCUGGGAAAGUUUCACAGUUCCAUGUAACGUUCUAUUAAAUAUGGUGCUGUUUUUGUAGUAGUUGUCGUAAUGAUGGACAGGUUCAGUGUAUUUGUUAUUUUUAUGGUUCAUCAGUGGUUGGUUGUGCUGAUCUGGUAUGUUAAAUUCUUUCUAUCUUUUCUGCUUGAGUCUGUUUUUUUUUUUUCGUUGUGUCUCAGUCUCUGUUAUGUUGGAUGUAUCUAAGAAAAUGUAUGGGUGCAAGCCUCUAACCUGAGUGAAUGCCUUGUGAAUAAAUGGAUUUAACGCUCGCAUUCACUAGUUUCUUAAUA